AUGUUAAGAUGUUCGUCAUCAGGUCAAACUGGUAGAAAUGCAUACGAUAAUAUUGAUCAAGCCGAAAACGAGAUGUUCAACAAAGCUGAAGAAGCCUGCGCUCGUAAAUUAGUAGAAUGGGGUAGUGACCCAAUUGAAUAUUACAAUACGGGGCAGCUAUUAUCCGACCAAUUCCGACCUAAUCGUGAUUGGCAACAAUAUUGUAAUCCGUAUUAUAAGCCUCGCAAUAGUACUAAUUUUUUAUUCGCACGUCAAGGUACUAUUAAAAAAUCAAUCAAGUUAAUUCUCAACCGAGGAGCAGCUUUAACCCAAGCACAUAAAGAGAUUAAGCCUCAAGCAAAUCGUCUUGAACGAAGACGAUGUGUGAGUUUUAAUCAUCUGAAAAAACGUAUUGGUAAAUAUUUGAGAAGACAACUUACGCCAUCUGAUCCUGUCGUCUUGCAAGCUAUCGAAGAUUGGGUACUUUUAUCGGAGGGAAUUGACUUCGAUGAUACUAAAACAAGGAUAAUCAAACCGAAAAAUGAAAGGAACAAAAACAUUGAAUCAUCCAACGACUUUGAAAACUUUGACGGCAAUGUAAUAGAAAACUUUAACGGGAAUUGUAAUAGAAACCACAAUGACGGCCUGCUAAGUGGAAAUAAGGGAACGGUUGAAUUUAGUAACGGAGAAAAUAAUAAUAAAUACUACCAAGAGGCAAAAGAAGAGAGACAAGAAAUCGAUAAUGGAAAUAAUAACGAAAAUUAG
Molecule: messenger RNA, 744 nt
Organism: Ambispora leptoticha
Lineage: Eukaryota; Fungi; Glomeromycota; Glomeromycetes; Archaeosporales; Ambisporaceae
Source: the annotation of a GenBank genome assembly